This is a messenger RNA of Prosopis cineraria, 1556 nucleotides long. Its product is annotated as lecithin-cholesterol acyltransferase-like 1. The coding region runs from base 124 to 1434 and encodes 436 amino acids. Gene Ontology annotation, biological process: lipid metabolic process. The transcript has 2 exons. The record is from RefSeq and is a predicted model, not a curated record. Lineage: Eukaryota; Viridiplantae; Streptophyta; Magnoliopsida; Fabales; Fabaceae.
UUAAACCAUUCUCCACCACACAGUACUACUAGUACUUUUGCAAACCAUCAAUCACCAAGGCCAAAUUGCUCCUCCCGUUCAGAGAGCACCAGAAGACGACGGAAGCAAUAUAGGAAAUUUGUCAUGAAGAUAAUUGCUUCGACCUCACUGUUCGUGAUGCUGCAAAUUGUAUGCGGGUCGAGCAAUACACUUCAUCCCCUGAUCUUAAUACCCGGUGCCGGAGGUAACCAGCUAGAAGCCAGGCUUACCGGCGACUACAAACCCACGAGCCUCCUUUGUGACCGUUGGUACCCACUUCACAAGGACCACGAUGGCUGGUUCAGAAUGUGGUUCGAUCCCAGCGUUCUGCUUCCUCCCUUCACUCACUACUUCGCUCAUCGUAUGACGCUUCACUUCGAACCACAUCUUGAUGAUUACUUUAAUGCCCCUGGAGUGCAGACUCGGGUCCCUCAAUUCGGUUCCACCCGCUCGCUUCUUUAUCUCGAUCCUUAUCUCAAGCAUGUUUCGGCAUAUAUGGCUCCGUUGGUGGAUGCGCUUGAAGAGGUUGGAUAUGUGGAGGGUGAAACCCUGUUUGGAGCACCCUAUGAUUUCCGAUACGGUCUUGCUGCCACAGGUCAUUUGUCUCGUGUGGGUUCCAGGUUCUUGGAAGUUCUCAAGUGUUUGAUUGAAAACGCUAGUUCUUCCAACGGCGGAAAACAGGUGAUCCUUGUGUCACACAGCUUAGGAGGACUCUUCGCCAUUCAACUUCUGAAUCGAAACCCACUCUCUUGGCGCCAAAAGUUCAUUAAACACUUUGUGGCUCUUUCUGCGCCUUGGGGUGGUGCUGUGGACGAAAUGCUCACCUUUGCUUCCGGGAAUACUCUAGGAAUACCCCUGGUGGACCCAUUGACGGUAAGAUCAGAACAGAGAAGCUCUGAGAGCAAUCUGUGGCUUUUGCCUAGUCCCAGAUUGUUUGGUGGUAUCAAGCCAUUAGUGAUCACGAAAGAAAGAAACUAUACAGCAUUUGAUAUUGUAGAUUUCCUCAAAGACAUUGGUUUUCCUGAAGGGGUUUAUCCCUAUGAAAAUCGGAUUUUGCCAUUGAUAGAGAACAUUGAAGCACCGGAAGUGCCCGUGACAUGUGUCAUGGGAACGGGUGUGAGAACCCCAGAAAGUUUGUUUUACAGGAACAGUGAUUAUGAUGAACAGCCUGAAGUGUUUUAUGGGGAUGGAGACGGUACCGUGAACAUGGUGAGCCUGUUGGGUCUUCAGUCACUUUGGGAAGACAAGAAAAAUCAAAGCCUCGAAGUGAUCAAAAUUGGAGGUGUGUCUCACGCAGAGAUACUGAAAGAUGAAGCUGCACUUGAUAUAGUGAUAGGCGUGAUAAGUAGACUUAAUUCUAAUGAAACGACUUUUGUUGCGCACGAGCAAACUUUUGUAGAUGCUUAUAGGCGAUGAUACGGAGUAUCCAGUAAGCUCUAUAUAAUGUAAAAGAGCAGAAAGCUUCUUUUGAAGAAACAACUUUGUGUGGUCUUCUCUUUUUCUUGCCGUAAAUCAUAUGUUCUUUGUUGUUGUCCUUA